Morchella importuna is the source of this 984-nucleotide messenger RNA. RefSeq lists its product as uncharacterized. The transcript is spliced from 2 exons. NCBI's taxonomy places the organism in Eukaryota, Fungi, Ascomycota, Pezizomycetes, Pezizales, Morchellaceae. Bases 1 to 984 code for a protein of 327 amino acids. The record is from RefSeq and is a predicted model, not a curated record.
AUGCUUGCCUCUAUCAUCACCACACUCUUUUUCAGCCUUUUCGGCUUAACGGCUGCUGCUCAGCCAAAGACCAACGCCUGGGCUCUACCAGGCAACAAUUCCUUCCCCGAAGGAAUUGCCCGUCAAGCCCGUUCUCCGUACUUUUACACCGGCUCCUGGAUUACCGGUACCAUCUGGCGCGGUAAUGUCAACAAGCCUGAUGUCGAGGUCUUUAUUCCCGGCGGGAAUGAGUUCAAUAUCACCUCCGCCAGCGGAAUGAAGGUUACGAAAGACAACAACCUCGUCGUCGCCGGUGCAGCCACUGGCAAGGUUUUCGUAAUCUGCCUUGAGUCCCAACAGCUCCUCCAUCGAUUUCAGGCUCCAGAGGGUGCUCUCCUCAACGAUCUCGCCGUUGCAAAGAACGGAAACAUCUUCAUCACGGACUCCUUCCUUCCUAAGCUGUAUGUCAUCACUCCCGAGCAUCUCGAAAACGAAAGCGUCGACCAAGAGCUCGAGACAUUCGCUAAGCUCGAAGCACCUUUCGAGCAUGAGACUGGACAGUUCAAUUCCAACGGAAUUGUUGUCACCGACGACCAGGAGAAUGUUCUCAUCGGAGACUACAACAGCCAUGCCAUCUUUAGGCUGUGUCUAGGAUCCAAGACCAUCACCAAGGUAGAUUUCGGCAAUGUCGCUAUUGGCUCGCCUGACGGUAUGCUUAUGCGUGGUAAUACCCUCUAUGCCGUCAACGGUGAUAGUAUAUUGGAUACCGAGGCCUUUAUCGACGUCUUUGACAUCCGAAAGCCGUACACCACCGGCAAGCACGUUCGUCGGAUUAAGGGCCAAGGAAUGCUUUUGCCUUCUACUGCAGCGUUCGACGGAAACGAUCUCUUGGUUGCCAACUUCCAGAUCGGAAAGGCUGCCACCGCCGACCCUACUCUUCCGUUCACCAUCGUCAGGGUGUCUACUAAGAAGAGCAGAACUAGAGGUAGCAGGAUGCCAGCCUAG